AUGUAUUUUCAUUCCGCUCUGCUAGGCUCAUUUGGUUUUGGACCAAUCGUCAAAUUGGAUAACGAUAUUCCCGCUUAUUUCGUCGCCGGCUAUUGUCUACUUGGUCACCGGUCAACAGUAACGUCUUUUAUCUUUUCUCAAAUUUUUGUUUUCCCCCUUUCUUUGCAUUCCGUGUACAGAAAGCCAGAAACUAUAGCGAACGUAUGUAACAGUUAG
Molecule: messenger RNA, 216 nt
Organism: Arabidopsis thaliana (thale cress)
Lineage: Eukaryota; Viridiplantae; Streptophyta; Magnoliopsida; Brassicales; Brassicaceae
Exons: 1
Coding region: 1-216 (71 amino acids)
Source: RefSeq, marked reviewed